This is a messenger RNA of Trichomycterus rosablanca, 2244 nucleotides long. RefSeq names its product guanylate-binding protein 1-like. The transcript has 11 exons. Lineage: Eukaryota; Metazoa; Chordata; Actinopteri; Siluriformes; Trichomycteridae. Gene Ontology annotation, molecular function: GTPase activity; GTP binding. Bases 18 to 1892 code for a protein of 624 amino acids. The record is from RefSeq and is a predicted model, not a curated record.
UCUGCAAGAGGGUUGAGAUGUCCCAAAUCAUGAGGGAGCCAGUGUGUCUCAUUAGCAGUGAUGCAGCCGGACAACUAUGUGUUAUGAAGGAAGCUAAAAGUAUACUGGAUGAGAUAACUCAGCCAGUGGUUGUGGUUUCUGUAGUUGGGCUCUACAGAACAGGAAAGUCUUACCUAAUGAACCGUCUAGCAGGACAACAAACAGGCUUUGCUCUGGGCAGCACCAUUCAGUCAAAAACUAAGGGCAUCUGGAUGUGGUGCAUAGAGCACCCCUGUAGAGAUGGACAGACACUGGUGCUGUUGGACACUGAGGGACUGGGUGAUAUUGAGAAGGGUGAUGAAAAGCAUGACACCUGGAUCUUCUGCCUGGCUGUUCUGCUCAGCAGCACUCUAGUCUACAACAGCCUGGGGGUUAUAGACAACACAGCACUUGAGAAGCUUCACUACGUCACAGAACUGACUGAGAAUAUCCGAGUUAAAGCACAGGUGGGCAGCGAUGAUGACAGCUCGACAGAGUUAAUGCGUGUUUUUCCAUCUUUCAUCUGGACUGUGCGAGACUUUACACUAGAGCUAGAGAGAGACGGCCAGUCAAUUACAGCUGACGAAUACUUGGAGGGUGCAUUGGUGCUUAAACCAGGUUCUUCGCCCAAGACUGAGAAUUUCAACCUGCCCAGACGCUGUUUGCGCAACUUUUUUGCGACAAGAAAGUGUUUUGUAUUCCCACGUCCGGCCGGUGAUAGAGAACUGAAGAGGUUGGAGAAGCUGACAGAGGCGGAGCUCGAACCAGAGUUUCUGAAGCAGGCUCAAGAGUUUUGUAGCUUUGUUUUUAGCAGUGCCAAACCCAAAGCCGUCACAGGAGGACGAACGCUUACCGGCAAUGUUCUGGGCAGUCUGGCAGACGUGUAUGUGGAAGCAAUUCGUAGUGGUAAGGUUCCCUGUCUGGAGAAUGCAGUGGAGGCUCUGACUCAGAUCCAGAAUAAGCAGGCAGUAGAUCAAGCACUGCAGAUCUACAGGGAACAGGUCUGCAUGUCAGUCUGCUUUCCAUUAGACCCGCUCGAGCUAUCAGACAUCCACAAAGAAGCAGAGAAAAAGGCCAUCGAUGCCUUCAUCAGCAUUUCCUUUAAUGACUGUGAGCAGAAGGCACAGAUGGAACUCAUGAGACAGAUUCAGAAUGAAUAUGAGGACUUGUGUGCUCAGAAUAAGGAUCAUUGUCUGCUUGUGUGUAAAGAGAUACUUAAACAUGUGUUCACUUCACUGGAUGAGGAUCUGAAUGGCGGCUUCUUUAUGCAUCCUGGAGGAUACCUAGAGUACAGAGACAAACUGCAGUCCCUUACAAGGCAGUACAGAGUAAAAACACACAACAAGCUGAUGAGUGAGGAGGUGUUGAAUGAGUAUAUGAAGGAACAGGAGAAGUUUGAGAGGAGUAUUCUGUUAGCUGAUCAAAGUCUUUCUAAAGCAGAGAAGAAGGAGGAAGAGAGGCGUUUGCAGAAUGAGGCUCUACAACAACAACAGAGAGCUUUGGAGAAAAUGAAUCAGCUGCAAGAGCAGAUGCUUCGUGAUCAAGAGAGGACAUACAGUGAACACCUAAACGAGACACUGCAGCGCAUGGAUAAAGAAAUGAACAGAUCAAAGGAGGAUAAUGAACGAGUCCUGGAGGCCAAACUAAAAGAACAAGAGGCUCUUUUGAAACAAGGUUUUCAGGAACGUGCUGAUCAGAUGAAUAAGGAGAUUAAAAGUCUUAGAGAUGAGAUGAAGAAGGAUGAGGAGUCAAAGCCUUCUACGCUGCAAAAGGUUGUGGAUACUGCUGGCAUGGCAGCAAGUCUGUUUCUGCCUGGCAUUAUUCCCAAAGCUAUUGGCUUGGGGGUAUCCUUUCUUUCACGAUUUUUGAAAUAGAGAAUUUGUUAAAGAUAUUUGAGAGGUAAUACUAAAAUAUCAACAGCAUAGUUCUUAUAGUUCUCAGCAUGUGUGUUCACCUGUCUGUGUACCUUUAGGGGUCAGGUUGGUGCUGUUUAAACUGUGUUUUAUAUAUAUAUAUACUGUAUAUAUAUAUAUAUUGUAGUAAAGUAAAGUAAAGUUCAUCUGAAUUCUGCCUUUCUGUGAUGACUUAUAAUGUAAGUCGCUGGAUGAGUUUAGUUUAAAUGUAGCUUAGUUUAAUUAAGUAAGUACAAUUUAUUUAUAUAGCACACUUUUCACAGAUAAGAAUCACAAAGUGCUUUACAAAAACAUUACAUGUAUGUUAUGUAAA